CGAAACCAAAACUGUUUUCUUUAUAAAGGCUCAUUUCCUCUGACACUCACCACUGCCACUCUUCUUCUCUUCAUUCCCCAUUUCUUCAACUUCUCAUUAUUAUUUAACCAUAACCAUUAAUUCAACAUACACUUCUAUUCUCUUCUUUUUUCUGAACCCACAUUAUGGGUUCUGUUUCCACCUUUUUCUUCAUUCUCCUUCCCCUCUUUUUAUCAUCCUCAAUCAAUGCAUCCAAAAAAACUUACAUAGUUCACAUGAAGGACCACAAUAAGCCUUCCGUGUACCAAACUCACCACGAUUGGUACACCGCAAGUCUCCAAUCACUUUCAAUUAACACCGAUUCUGAAUCGUCCGAUUCAGAUUCAGAUUCAGAUUUUGAUCCACUUCUCUAUUCUUACACAACCGCUUAUAACGGUUUCGCCGUUACACUUAACGACGAACAAGUCCAAUCACUAACCCGAUCCGACUCCGUUUUGGGCGUUUACGAAGACACCGUUUAUCAACUUCACACUACACGAACUCCACAGUUUCUUGGACUCGAAACUGAAACGGGUUUAUGGGAAGGACAUAGAACACAGGAGUUAGAUCAAGCUUCACAUGAUGUUAUCGUAGGGGUGCUUGACACUGGAGUGUGGCCUGAAUCUCUGAGUUUUAACGACGCUGGUUUGCCUGUAAUUCCCACGCGCUGGCGUGGCGCGUGUGAAGAUACGCCAGAUUUUAACGCUUCUCUUUGUAACAGAAAACUUAUCGGCGCUAGAAGCUUCUCUAAAGGUUUUCACAUGUCCAAUGGUUACGGAAAAACAAGCAACGAGGAGCCAAUUUCGCCUCGUGAUAGAGAUGGACAUGGGACCCACACGGCGAGUACCGCCGCGGGAUCGCAUGUUGCGAACGCGAGUUUUCUCGGUUACGCUACUGGAACUGCGAGAGGCAUGGCUCCUCAGGCGCGUGUUGCGGCUUACAAAGUUUGUUGGACUGAUGGUUGUUUCGCUUCCGAUAUUCUCGCCGGAAUGGAUCGUGCUAUUCAAGACGGCGUCGACGUGCUCUCUCUGUCACUCGGCGGUGAAUCUGUUCCUUAUUUUCGCGACACCGUCGCGAUCGGAGCUUUUGCGGCGGUUGAGCGUGGAAUCUUCGUUUCAUGCUCCGCCGGGAACAGUGGUCCUGCUAGAGCUUCAAUUGCCAACGUGGCGCCGUGGAUUAUGACGGUUGGAGCCGGGACGCUGGACCGGGACUUUCCGGCUUACGUAACGCUGGGGAACAAAAAGCGGCUUUCGGGAGUUUCUCUUUAUAGUGGAAAGGGAAUGGGAAGCGAACCGGUUGGUUUGGUUUAUUUUAAAGGUUCGAACCAUUCAGCGAAUAUUUGCAUGGCCGGUUCACUUGACCCGGCUUUGGUUCGUGGGAAAGUGGUUAUAUGCGAUAGAGGAAUUAGCGCGCGUGUGGAGAAAGGUAAAGUUGUGAGAGAUGCCGGUGGAAUUGGGAUGAUACUAGCGAACACGGCAGAGAGUGGGGAAGAGUUAGUUGCGGAUAGUCACCUGCUACCGGCUGUGGCGGUUGGGAAUACCAUUGGGGAUGAGAUUAGAGAAUAUGGAUCUUCUGAUCGUAAUCCAACGGCGGUGCUUAGUUUUGGUGGAACUAUUUUGAACGUUAGACCUUCACCUAUUGUGGCAGCUUUUAGUUCGAGGGGGCCCAAUAUGAUAACUAAAGAGAUUUUGAAACCGGAUGUUAUUGGGCCUGGUGUGAACAUUUUGGCAGGGUGGUCUGAUGCUGUUGGGCCCUCUGGCCUGGCUGGAGACAAUCGUAAAACACAGUUCAACAUCAUGUCAGGCACUUCAAUGUCUUGUCCACACAUAAGUGGGUUAGCUGCAUUGUUGAAAGCAGCUCAUCCAAAUUGGAGUCCAAGUGCAAUUAAAUCAGCUCUUAUGACAACAGCUUAUACACACGACAAUUCCAAGUCUCCACUUCGUGAUGCUGCUGGUAAAUCCUUUUCAACUCCAUGGGCUCAUGGUGCUGGCCAUGUCAACCCACAAAAAGCGUUUUCACCAGGCCUUGUUUAUGAUGCCUCAACAAAAGAUUACAUUACCUUCUUGUGUUCCUUAAACUACAACCCUGAACAAAUCCAACUCAUUGUUAAGCGACCUGAUGUCAAUUGCACCAACAAAUUCGCUAAUCCCGGUCAAUUGAAUUACCCCUCUUUCUCGAUUAUGUUUUCCAGCAAGAGAGUUGUGAGAUACACUCGUAUCUUGACGAAUGUUGGCGAAGCGGGUUCUGUUUAUAAUGUGGUGGUUGAUGGGCCGUCUUGGGUCGACAUAACGGUGAAGCCUUCAAGGCUUGUGUUUGAGAAAGUAGGGGAUAGAAAAAGGUACACAGUUACCUUUGUGUCAAAGAAGGGUGUUGAUACUUCUUCAGUUAGGAAUGGAUUUGGUAGCAUUCUAUGGAGCAAUACACAGCACCAAGUUAGAAGCCCAAUUGCUUUUGCUUGGACAGAGUUGUGAAUGAGUUUGUGGGUUUGUAUUUUAUUUAAUUCCCGUUUUCAAGCUCAACAAGCCUUUGAUUUUGGCAGGAGCAAAGAGAAGGUGCUUUGGUCCAAAAAAAAGAGAGAAAGAAGGUGCUUGAGACUUUGGUGACAUCCACAACAUAACAUUAUUAGUUGGAAGUUUAGAUGGUUGUGCUUUCUUCGUUGUGUUUUUUAAAUGUGGGAGAAUGUUGGUAAACAAGUUGAGAUUGAAAAAGGUAGGGAGGAGAUGUUUUAAUUUGGUUUAAUUGUUGUGUGAAUUGUGUACCAGCAAAACUAAUGUUACAAAACAAGAUUAAAAGUACUCUUGCUUCUCGGAUAUGAGCACAAAAA
Messenger RNA from Cicer arietinum (chickpea), 2842 nucleotides. RefSeq names its product subtilisin-like protease SBT1.8. Gene Ontology annotation, molecular function: serine-type endopeptidase activity. NCBI's taxonomy places the organism in Eukaryota, Viridiplantae, Streptophyta, Magnoliopsida, Fabales, Fabaceae. Gene Ontology annotation, biological process: proteolysis. The record is from RefSeq and is a predicted model, not a curated record.